Messenger RNA from Protopterus annectens (West African lungfish), 2695 nucleotides. RefSeq names its product zinc finger protein 366 (gene ZNF366). Gene Ontology annotation, biological process: regulation of DNA-templated transcription. Bases 115 to 2343 code for a protein of 742 amino acids. Gene Ontology annotation, molecular function: DNA-binding transcription factor activity, RNA polymerase II-specific; RNA polymerase II cis-regulatory region sequence-specific DNA binding. Lineage: Eukaryota; Metazoa; Chordata; Ceratodontiformes; Protopteridae. The transcript has 5 exons. The record is from RefSeq and is a predicted model, not a curated record.
UUCAGACAUUGUCCCUGCUGGUUCCCUUAUUGGGCUGCAUUCUGUGUGAGAGCAGAGAAGAGCAGGUAGAGACAGAGAGAGAAGACAGCUUGCUACUGUCAUUGAUAAACAACAAUGCAAAAGGAGGCAAACUGGACUGAAGCAAGUAAAGGUGGCAGUCAUAUCAUGGAGAUUUUUAAAUCGGUGCCAUCUGUCCCACACUGCUUACAGCCUGUAACUUUAGGAAUGAUGCCACGUAGAUUUCCACCAUUCACUCACAGCUAUGGUGCACGAUUUGCACACUUGCAGUAUAAUUAUAAUCUUCAUCAUUUUCAUCACUAUCCUGGAGAUUUUGCAAGACUCUAUGCUGCUUUAAAUGGAGGACCUCGUAAACGUAAAAGUUUGCCUACAAAAGUAUACCAUACUGAGCACCCUGAAGGUGGAGAAGUUAACCCUGAUCAAGUCCAAGAAGAUAAGACCAGGGACUCAUCCAGUAAUCCUUCAUUAUUUUCACGACACUCUGCUAAGUGUGACUCUGAAAUGAUAGACUUGAGUAACAAUUGCUUCCAGUUAUACAAAGCUUUUGAUCAUUUUGGUAGCAAGCACAUAAAACAGGAGCCUAUAAAGCAUGAUGUUAUGUGGUCUAGUCCAGCAUUCAUGCAACCUUCUUACUCCUACUAUCCCAAAGUUCACCCUGGAUUAAUAUUUCCUUAUAUGAUGCCACAACCUGAUUUACAUGGGAAGCAUCAGUUUGAAACAAAAGGGUCAACGGAUCAAUCAAGCAGAGAUCCUGACAGCAAAGCAACUGAACAAAGUCAGCAGAAGGUGGAAAGAGUAGACGUUAAUACUCAAAUUGAUGACAGCUAUUACAUUGAUGUAGGGGGUGAUCAGAAACGCUGGCAGUGUCGACUGUGUGAAAAAUCUUACACCUCCAAAUACAACUUGGUGACACACAUAUUAGGACACAGUGGCAUAAAACCUUAUUCUUGCUCUCACUGUGGUAAGCUGUUCAAACAACUGAGCCAUCUGCACACUCAUAUGCUGACACAUCAAGGGUCUAGGCCACAUAAAUGUCAAGUGUGUCAGAAGGCAUUCACCCAGACCAGCCACUUGAAAAGACAUAUGAUGCAACACAGUGAUGUAAAACCAUAUACUUGUGGAAUAUGUGGGAGAGGCUUUGCCUAUCCAAGUGAACUUAAAGCCCAUGAAUCAAAGCAUGAGGUGGGCAGAGAAAAUAUAUGCAUUGAAUGUGGCCUUGAUUUUCCAACUCUAGCCCAACUGAAAAGACAUUUAACAUCUCACCGUGGUCCUACUCAGUAUAAUUGUACUGAGUGUAAUAAAACAUUUCAAUAUCCGAGUCAGCUGCAAAACCACAUGAUGAAACACAAGGACAUCCGUCCAUACAUCUGUACAGAAUGUGGCAUGGAGUUUAUUCAACCUCAUCACCUAAAACAACACUCCUUAACUCAUAAGGGUGUAAAAGAACACAAGUGUGGAAUCUGCGGCCGGGAAUUUACUCUGCUUGCUAAUAUGAAAAGGCAUGUGCUGAUUCAUACAAACAUUCGAGCCUACCAAUGUCAGCUUUGUUUUAAGAGAUUUGUGCAGAAACAAACCUUAAAGGCACACAUGAUUGUUCACUCUGAUGUCAAACCUUACAAAUGCAAGCUCUGUGGAAAAGAAUUCAACAGGAUGCACAACUUAAUGGGACACAUGCACCUGCAUUCUGACAGCAAACCCUUCAAGUGCCUGUACUGUCCUAGCAAAUUCACCCUUAAAGGAAACCUCACACGACAUAUGAAGGUGAAACAUGGAGUAAUGGAAGGAACCUUCAGUUCUAAAGGAUCUGGACGAAGGGGAAGAAUAAGAAUGACUCACACAGAUACCAUAAGUCACAUGAACCAAGAAGAACCAUUUGAUCUUUCCCAGAAAAACAGAGAGAAGUGCCGAUCAGCUCACUACAGUGGUGAAAGGGUCAUCCCCAGCACUUGUCAGCAAGAUGGGGAAGACCACAAUUGCAAAGAUGAUCACCAUUAUUUGGAAGAACAUUACCAUGGCAACAAAUUCUAUUUACCAGAAGACUUAUCUUGCAGAGCAGUCAGAACUCCAAUGUACUUUCAAGAUCUUGAGGUGAUGUCUGAAAAAAAUGAUGGAAAAGGAAUCAGCGUUGAGGAAGUAGAAGCGGAGCAGCAGAAAAGUGACUGUUUCAGUGAAGAAGAAGAAGAAGAAAAAAAUGCGUCAAAUGACUAUGAAGAGAGAACAGCAGAGGAUAAAAUAUUUGAUGAAAAACACAGUACUGAAAGAUGCAGUAAGUUUUUCUUGGAGAGAGACAUGCUGCCCUCCUUGAAAACUAGGAUGUAUAUGUAGAAGUAGUUCAAAACCUGACAACGGAAACUAUCGUAGAAGAUAAAAGGAAACUGACCUGAUAAAAAUGUUCAGACAUUUUAGAACGAUUUUUACAAAAACAAGUUCAGCUGACUAAAUUCCAAGACAAUGAACAAUGGACCAUACAAAUACAUAUAUAUUUUUUUACAAAUCAUAAUAGAUUUCCUGCAACUGACUGCUUCAUUGUCCUAUAUAUUUGUCAUUAACAAUACUGCUUUAGCUCAUGGACUGACUGUGUCUGAUUUUUUAAUGUAGUAAGGCAUAUUCUUCAAACCAAUGUGUUUCUCCAGGCUUACUUUAGUAUGCAUUAAAACGUUUUCUGUUUUGCUUUGUU